AUGGUAAAAAUGCAAUUAUGUCAUUCUGUUUUCUAUUUGGAAACUUUAGCUAUAGCAUUAUCAUACGAUAAUCUAUCCUACAGAAAGAUCGCCACGCAAUCGCAUACAUAUCCAAGCAACGAUUAUGACGCUAGUAAAGCUGUUGACGGCAACAUAGCAACAUGUAUGAGGACGCUAGAUAUAGGACAUACAUCUCCUCAAAAAACGGUGUGGUGGAAGGUGGAUCUUGGUGAAGUGUAUACAAUUAACAGUAUCAAUAUACUGUUCAGGGCGUAUAAUGGUUACGAGGACAGACAGCGAGGUCGUUUAGCAGGAUUCUCUCUAUAUGUGUCAAACAGCAGUUUAUCAACCAAUACUGAUAUAAAGAGUACCACUAUGUGUUACAAGGACGGACCUCACCUACCGGCCAUCAACUUCUCCACAACAUGUAUUAAGGAAGGACGUUAUGUCAUAUUUUAUAAUGAAAGGCUUAAUGAAGUGACUUACCCUGAAGGUUACGAAAUAUCUAACGCUUUUACGGAACUGUGUGAAGUUAUCGUAAAAGGGCGCACUACUACCUGUAUAUAUGGAAGUAACUGUGACAUCCCAUGUCCUGUUUCAUGCAAAGACAACAUUUGCCAAGAACAGAAUGGAAGUUGUUUUGACUGUAAACCGGGAUGGUUGGGAUCUUUUUGUAACACAACUUGCGGAAUAGGAUGGUAUGGUGUAAACUGUUUUCAACCGUGUGUAGGACAUUGUAGAGACGGCAUUACCUGUAACCACGUGACUGGUGUAUGUGACAGAGGAUGUGAUGCAGGAUGGACAGGAUACAUGUGUAAUGAGGAGUGCAAUAGAGGGACCUUUGGUUAUGAUUGUGUCAACACCUGUCAUUGUCUGAACAUAUCUUCCUGUGAUAAAAGAACAGGAACAUGCGACGGAGGGUGUACCCCCGGAUAUGUCAACAACAACUGUAGCACAAGUAAGUAUUAUG
Magallana angulata is the source of this 970-nucleotide messenger RNA. Its product is annotated as cell death abnormality protein 1-like. Gene Ontology annotation, molecular function: scavenger receptor activity. NCBI's taxonomy places the organism in Eukaryota, Metazoa, Mollusca, Bivalvia, Ostreida, Ostreidae. The record is from RefSeq and is a predicted model, not a curated record. The annotation marks the transcript as partial. The transcript has 6 exons.